Molecule: messenger RNA, 900 nt
Organism: Aspergillus calidoustus
Lineage: Eukaryota; Fungi; Ascomycota; Eurotiomycetes; Eurotiales; Aspergillaceae
Source: the annotation of a GenBank genome assembly
GUUGGCAGGGCUAUCCAGUUGCAGAAACCAGAGUCAAAACUUCAACCAAAAAUGGCACGCACAGCCAACGAAACCUCCCCGCUCCUCAGUCACGGAAACCGACAGGCCCAAUCCCCAGGGCCCCUCGAACGCCUGGGCAUCUGCCUCAAAACCGAGAUCAACCCGCAGCACGCCGACCUCCUCCUGUUGCUAUGCUACACAAUAACCGGCCUCCUCGACUCCUCGGCAGUCUUUAUUUGGGGCUCCUUCGUCAGCAUGCAAACAGGAAACACGGUCUACCUCGGAUUGGGCGUUUCCGGCCUCGACGAGAGCGGGCGCAGCCAGCGCUGGCUCAAGUCUCUGAUUUCGAUAGCGAGCUUCUGCCUGGGGAGUUUCCUCUUUGCGGUCUUGCAUCAUAGUCGUGUUGUUUUCAGGAGUCCAAGACAGCGGGGCGCGCUGUUCUUUUCGUUUCUACUGCAGAUGGCUUGCGUCGCCGUCGCAGCGACAAUUGUGACCCUCGAGAAACAGAGUAAAUCGGUCCCUUUGUCCUGGAAAAUUGCCGUCCCUCUCGCCCUCGUCGCCUUCCAGAGUAGCGGGCAGGCGGUUACGAGUCGGGUUGUUGGGUAUAGUAGUCUGACGAGCGUCGUGCUGACGAGUAUCUACUGUGACCUGUUCUCGUACCCGGCGCUUGCGUUGACGACUACCUCUGCAGGGGGUGGGAAGAAGGGUGACGAGUGGAGGCGUCUCGGAGCGGUUUUGGCGCUGUUUGGUGGGAUCCUUGUCGGUGGGCUCUGGGCGAAGAGUGAGGUGGGACUUAAGGGGGCGCUGUGGACGGCUGUUGUGCUCAAGGGGGGCAUUGCGGGGGCUUGGCUGGUUUGGAGCGGGGAGGGGGAUGAUGAGGAUGUUGUAUACCCGGCUUAG